Podospora pseudopauciseta is the source of this 1164-nucleotide messenger RNA. RefSeq lists its product as uncharacterized. The record is from RefSeq and is a predicted model, not a curated record. Lineage: Eukaryota; Fungi; Ascomycota; Sordariomycetes; Sordariales; Podosporaceae. The coding region runs from base 1 to 900 and encodes 299 amino acids. The transcript is spliced from 3 exons.
AUGGACCGUGGCGCAUUCUGUCGCUUCAUGUUGGAUGCUCGUGACUUCUUGAACGAGGCUCAAUCAGCCGCCGUUCCCAUGCACGUGGAGGAAGACCUACUACGAGGCAUUGUAGCCGCAGGCAUCUUCUACAGCGGUGGGGACGAUCAUGAUAUCGCUUUCCGUUUUGCUCAUUGCUUUGCUUUUUCGGCAUUGUUUGACAUCCAUAGACUCUUUUCGGCCACGCCUGAUGCCUUAGAAUUUCUGGAUCAGGAAGUAAAGAUGUUAUCGAUGGACUUCAACACGGCUUAUGACACUUCGAAGUCCUGUUUUACCAGGAAGAAGAUAAACAGGCCGGAAGAUAAACAGGCCAGAAGAUUGGUAAAUAUUGGGUCCUCUCUCUUGCUACCGGGUCAACUUUAUCACGCACUCGGUACGAUCGCACCCAGCAACCCCUGGGUGGACAUGGAGUUUCUUUACGCCGUGCAAGGUGGCAAGACGAGGUGGUUUUUUGGUGACAUCCCAAGGAAUCCUGACGGCUACUGGAAGCAGGUCGGUCUUACUCAGGGGGGUUCCGUGGUGGAUUGGAUGGCCAACGUGACGGGAAAACAGAAGAUGAAGAAAUCUUUCACCCAUUCCAUCAGUAAAAUCGCGCACCAAGCAAAGCAAGCGAAGCGACUGGAAAGGCGUGCAGCGCGGCAGCUGAAUCUCAUCAGCAAGACGGUGCCUUGUUUCGAUGCUGUGCAGCAUGGGCUGGAACCCAUUGACCCGGAGAGCGGCCUUUCUUUCAAGGACAAUCAUGAGACUUUGGAUCACAUCUUUGAACGCAUCAAGAAGUCAGAAGCCGCCAAGUUCAAGAGGCACAAAGAAACAGUUGAUCAACUUUCACCAAAGCUUCGUCGGUCAUCCCGCAGACCGUAGAAUCUCUCAAAGCCCAAUGGUUAGCUGGGUUGGCGGAUGCGCGUGGCCCUGCCGGUACUUUUCAAUUCUCCGACAACCAACAAUUGCCAAUACAGGUUCUGGUUGUCACACGUCAACUGACCAAUCGGCCACACCACGGUACUUCUGUUAUCUUCCUGUACGUCGAGGGCUAGUACUGGGAAGUAAGGUAGGUAAUUAAGUGCUUUGCGGCUAUUAAAGGAACGCUAUUGGUUAACUGGAUAUAUGAAAGGUUUUGGUAAUAGC